GCUCGCUUUCUCAAGAUGGCGGCUGCUAAGGAAGGUGCUGCCGUUGAAGAAGUGGCGUCGGGGACCGGGCGGCGGCUUCACUUGGGGAUUCCUGAAGCAGUGUUUGUGGAAGAUGUAGAUUCCUUCAUGAAACAGCCUGGCAAUGAGACUGCAGAUACAGUACUGAAGAAGCUGGAUGAACAAUAUCAGAAGUAUAAAUUUAUGGAACUCAACCUUGCUCAAAAGAAAAGGAGACUGAAAAGUCAGAUUCCUGAAAUUAAGCAGACUUUAGAAAUUCUAAAAUACAUGCAGAAGAAAAAAGAGUCCCCCGAUUCAAUGGAGACCAGAUUUUUAUUGGCAGAUAACCUGUACUGCAAAGCUUCGGUUCCUCCUACUGAUAAAGUGUGUCUGUGGUUGGGGGCUAAUGUAAUGCUUGAAUAUGACAUUGAUGAAGCUCAGGCAUUGUUGGAAAAGAAUUUAUCUACUGCUACAAAGAAUCUUGAUUCUCUUGAGGAAGACCUUGACUUUCUUCGAGAUCAGUUUACUACUACUGAAGUCAAUAUGGCCAGGGUUUAUAAUUGGGAUGUAAAAAGAAGAAACAAAGAUGAUUCUACCAAGAGCAAAGCAUAAUGCUGACAACAAAAAAUUAUGCUAUGGAAGGCUGAAUGCUGGGCACUAGCAGUUUACUUUUCUUUAUUAAUCGACGUUACUCUCAUUUGAUAUGGUUAACUAUUUUAGAGUUAGGAACUACAGUUUCAUUAUUUGUAAACUUGUUUUUCUUUAAUACUUAUAGGACAUUAUGUUGCUUUCUGUUGUGUUGUCAAUUGUAUAAAUGGGAUUUCAUGAGUUACCACCUAACCAAUAACUACUAUUGAGACAACACUUUUAACCCCACAUAAGUGCGUAAUGUCUUUUUGAUGCCAAUAUAAGGGAGAUCUUGGCCAAUGGGAGAUACUACACAUUUGAAAUGCAUAGCUGAUUCUGUAUUUUUUACAAAACCAUUCUCCAAAGCAUCUUGAACAGGAAUAUUUGGAUAAAUGUAAAUCUGAAAUGGUUAAAAAGAAUUGUGAGCUUUUUCAUUCAUAAAUCUGCAUAGGAAUAAAAAAAAUUUCUGUGGAAAGCCAUUUAUACUGUGGCAAAAGUAUUGGAUGAUAUCAAUUCUGGUAAAAACACAAAUGUGUUACUCUAUCUCCAUGUAAUAAAAAGUAUACUAGUACAAUAUUUUUGUACUUGUAUUUCCUGUUAUUAAAGCAAUGAUAUUGAAACUGU
Dipodomys ordii (Ord's kangaroo rat) is the source of this 1248-nucleotide messenger RNA. RefSeq names its product von Hippel-Lindau binding protein 1 (gene Vbp1). Gene Ontology annotation, biological process: tubulin complex assembly; microtubule-based process; protein folding. The transcript has 7 exons. Gene Ontology annotation, molecular function: tubulin binding. NCBI's taxonomy places the organism in Eukaryota, Metazoa, Chordata, Mammalia, Rodentia, Heteromyidae. Bases 16 to 609 code for a protein of 197 amino acids. Gene Ontology annotation, cellular component: cytoplasm; prefoldin complex. The record is from RefSeq and is a predicted model, not a curated record.